UACAUCAGCAUUUGCACAUGGUUCACACGAUCAAAGAUGGGGAAUGUACUCGCGGCUUCACCGUCAAAACCCUCAUCUCCCAGCAAUGUUGCAUCGAUGCCGCCGCCGCCACCGCUUACGGCAGCUCCCCCUGUUGAACCAAAGCCGCAGCCGGAUGAAAAACCAUCCAAUAGCAACCCUGGAACGUAUGAAGAUCUACACAAGUCGUGUAAAGGUAGGGUAAAGAUCGUCAGGCUUCGUAAAAUUUCACCGGCUUCAUGGCGCAUUUGGAUUGUCUGAUUAUGUAAUUUAUCGUAAAUCUAGACUAGGCAAUCUUAAAGCUUACUUAUUCGUUUUUACAGCCGUUUGUCUCCCGCGAUUUCUGUAAAUUUUUCUGGGAGUUUGUGCAAGUUUGCUCUUAAUAUUCUUUACUACGUGGAAAUUAGUAGUCAGAAUGGAUUUACAAUCACAGCGAUCUUUACUGAAUUCUGUUUCACUAAAAUCGAUCAUACUUCGCAAAUGAGAUAUUUUGAAAAAAUUGCUGUUUUACUCGCUCUAAACAUUUAAUGUUGAAGGGCAUGAAGAAUUUUCAGGUACACAAAAGUACAUGGAUUAAAAAUUCCUACAUAGUUUCGACAAUGUCCUCACCCCACCCCCUUCCGUUCUUACCCCACCAGGAAGAGUAAGUAGAGUUCUUACUGAAACUGACCACACGAAUAUGUUUACAACACCACUUGAUUGGCCAGUUUCAGUGGUCUCUGAUUUACAUUACAUUCUGUGGUACCUAAAGAAAAAUAUUACUACGGAUAUCAAGCUAAAUGGUCAAAUAUACUGGAUCCUCUGCCUCACCCACUAUCAUCUGCCACAUGAAAGAUUAACCCUUUAACUCCCAUGAAUGACAAAGACAUAAUUUCUCCUAACCAUAUUAAUUCAAAAUCAAGCAGACAAGUGGUGAGGGUAGAGAAAAAUAUCACCUAAGGGAUUUUUAGAUGAUCCAAUACUAAAGUCUCCAAAACUAACAUUAUAAGAAUUGUAUGGCAGAUUGUGAGGAGAAUUUCUUAUGAGAUCUUGCAAAUGGAAAGGUUAGAUGUAAUUUUUCAUCAAAGAAGAAAUUAGAGGGAGACACUCCCUCUACAAAAUUCUUAGAAAGCUUGGUGACCAAACUUAACCCUCCACUACGAAAAUCUUCCUCUUGCAUAACCCUUUACUCUCGAAAUCUAGAUCGAAUUUCUCCUCCCUGUAUGCAGUACAUUUCUUAUAGUUUUAGUUCUUUAGUUUUAGUUUUCUUCAUUUUGUUAGGAGCUAUUUUAUUUUGGUCCCUCCAUUUCGUAGUUUGAAAUUACAGACUCAUUUGAGUAACUUUGUUUUGAAAAUACUGCUGUGCUAAUGUGGUGUUGGCUUUUGUGAUAUCUGAACUUUCAUUAUAAUUUUCAAUGUGAUCACAGUAUUCUGAGUUUCUCAGGUUCUGUUUUGUAACUCAACAAUGUCAAUGAUAAAUCCAUUGUAAUUUUCAAAGUAUUUACAGUAUUCUAAGUUUCCCAGUUCAUGUUUUUUAACUCAACAUUGUCAAUGAUAAAUCUUUUAUUGUACUAAUUUACGUACUUUCUAAUUUGAAUUUUUCAGACGUCUUCCCUCAGCCAUUUGAGGGCUGUAAACUAGCUAUCAAUAAAGGCCUAAGCAACCACUUUCAAGUCAGCCACACCCUUCAGCUCAGUAGUAUGGGGCCAGGAGCAUAUCAUUUUGGAGCCACCUAUGUAGGAAAUAAGCAGACAGGGCCUAAUGAGGUGAUGAUGAUGAUGAAGGGCUAAUAGAGAAACUUUCAAUUGAGUGUUGAAAAUAAUCUGGGACUGUUUUUUUUUACUUUACUUUGCUCUGUGGUUGGUCCAGAAAACUUGCAUCAUCCUCUCAACUUAUCAGAUGCAAAACUAAAAACAACUGCAACCUGAUCAUUUGUAUUUUCCCAUGCUUUAAUCCUUUAACUCCUAAGAGUGACUAGCAUCUAAUUUCUCCUUACAAUAUCACCACUGAAUCACACAUUAAUGUCAUGAGAAUGAAGGAAAUGAUCACCAACUAAAGAAGCUUUUGAUUGUUAGAAAAAUUCUCCUUGUCAGCAUCUUAGCCAAUGUACAGAGAACAGUAUGGAGAAUAUGAAUACUGAUGUUUGGGUGUAAAGUGUGAAACAGAUUUUUCAUUGGUUAAUGUUUAAGGUAACCAUUGUUUUGACUGUUUGGAGGGAUGACUUCAGUUUUGGCUUUUUUCAACACUCAGUUGAAAACUGCUCUUAAAAAUGAUAUUGCUGAUGUUGAUUUAUUUCUCUGACUUUUUUUUUUUUCAAUAAGUUUGGUCUGAAACCUCUGUAUUUCCUUUGUUGGGUAACAUUGAUAUGGGGUAUGUGCUUUCUUGGGAGUUAAGGUAGCUUUGUAUCGAGCAUGCUGAUCUUGAUGGGGGAAGGUCUGGAUUAAAUCCCUGGCCAUAAGGUGGUUUUCCCAGGAGAGUCACUUUACUGUAAUAGUGUCUCUCUCCAACCAGGUGUAUAAAAUGGUAUUGGUUAACUUUCAGGGAAGCCCUAUGAAAUGCUGAGGGAGGCUACCUGCUAUUGGACUAGUCUACCAUCCCUUAACUUUUAAUUCUAUGGUUAAGGAGUUUAAAUCCAUACUUGAGACAAGUUACCCAUCCAGCUGGAGUUAAUAUUAGUUUUCAUUGCAUGAAGCAACUAGGAGUCUUACUACUCCUCCUUCUCUCCCUGGAUAGGAUGCCAGUGUGUUGCAAGGGCCCCCCCCCCCCCAAGCAUUUCAAAAAACUUCCUCAACCCUUUAAACCCUGAGAGUGACCAGUGUCUAAUUUAUCUGUACAGUAAUACUGCUAGAUCAUCAUGAGAAUAAAGGAAAUGAUCGUCAACCAAAGAAGCUUUGAUCUUCAAAUGAAUUCUCCUUGUCAGUACCACAAGAAACAUUAUGGAAAAGAGUAUGGAGAAUAUAGAUACUGAUGUUAGGGUGUAAAGGGUUAAAAAUUUGCCACUACUUAUUUAUACUCCUGGGCGGAGAAAGACACUGUGUGAGUGAAGUGUUUGGAUCAAUAUCAGUAUCUGGGCAAAUGCUUAGGGUUAGUUAGGGUUAAUGUAUGGUUAGGGGAGGGGUAGGUGGGCAGUUGCCCAGAUACUGAUAUUGAUCCAAGUGUGUUUCCCAAGAACAAAACACAUUGACCUGACCAGGUUCAAACCUGGACCUUUCAAAAUGCAGUCCAGUAUACCAGCUAUCAGGCCUCAGCAUUGCACAUCUUGUGUUUUGACUGUUAAUAAAUAUCUCAUACUUUUCUGUUCUGUUCAUAAUUUUAGGCAUUUCCUGUGUUGCUUGGAGACAUUGACACGAACGGUAGCCUUAAUGCUCAAAUGAUCCAUCAGUUUACCAACAGACUCAGAGGAAAAAUGGUGAUACAGGUAAUCAUUUUGAACUUUCUUUCAAUUUUUUAAUAGAUAUUAAAAAGCCAUAACACAAUCGAGCUAAUCUUUAGAGUUGCAGUCGCCAUUAAACUCCACACCUUACAAGGUAGCAAUAGAAUUCCAAAUACCCUCACGAAAUAUUGGCAAAGUUUCAAAAAAGACCCUACUUUUCAGAUCAAGACAGUCGUUAACUGUUUUGUUGUAUUAAAGUAGCUAGUGCUUGGGAAAUAAGUAGCCAGCAAAAAAGGCAGCUAUUGGUGUUUCUAUAGUUAAGACUUUUUCCAUAAGUGGUUGUCUAUGAUGUAAUAGCAACUGUGCCUGGGAAAGGGGCUGUAAGGCGAACCCUAAACAGAGGAGCCUGCUGUAGGCUAAAUUAUAGACUGCGGUUAGAGGUCUUACACAGUUUAGGCAGAGGUAGAUUGACUUUCAACAAAACCCUAGAGAAAACCUCGUGUACUGACCUUCUCAUCUGCUACGUGUAUGUAUGUAUAAGAAAACGGAGAUCAGCAACAAUUUUUUCAGUUGGAGUGGCACUCAGAGUGUAAACAGUCUCAGGUGAACAGUAAUUAAAUCAAAGGGACUUUUUCUUUUUUUUUUUGUGCAGACUCAAAAAUCAGUUUGGGUUCUUGUCCAAAGUGAUGCUGAAUACCGUGGAGAUGACUUCACCGCAAGUCUGACGGCUGGUAAUGUAGAUAUACUCAAUAGUUCUGGCAUCCUUGUGGCUCAUUAUCUUCAACGGAUGGCUCCGCGUGUUGAUGUAGGAGGAGAACUUCUCUACCACUAUGGCUCCGGCCAGGAAGUGGCCAUGAUGUCCUGCGCGGGUCGAUACACAGCAGAUGAUUGGAUCGCCUCCGCGACAGUUGGUCAAACAGGAUGGCAUUUAAGUUACUGGCACAAGGGCAAUGAGAAUGUAAAGGUUGGCGUAGAGUAUGAGUAUAACACAAGGGCCCGCGAUAGUUCGGUCAGCGCAGGGUAUCUAAUUGAUGUACCCAAAGCUAAUUUUACAUUUCGCGGAAUGCUGGAUACAAAUUGGACAGUGGCGGCUGUUAUGGAAAAGAGACUUCCUCCAUUGCCAUUCACGUUUUUGUUGAGUGGUAUGGUAAACCAUACCAAGAAUCAAGCGCGAUUUGGGUUUGGUCUAAAUAUAGGUUGA
This is a messenger RNA of Pocillopora meandrina, 4571 nucleotides long. The record is from the annotation of a GenBank genome assembly. Lineage: Eukaryota; Metazoa; Cnidaria; Anthozoa; Scleractinia; Pocilloporidae.